UCCCGAAGGUUUCUGUGGCCACGCAUUUCCUGCAAAGAGAGGCCUCCCGAUUGGACGCAGAUAUUCAGGCUGUGGUCCAGGACCGAGACAAGGCUCAGCGUCUUCACAGGAUGGAGAAUGGAAAUCAAGGGAGCUGAGGACAAUGGGCGUGUCACCUGGAACAGAAGCAUGUAUACCAGCCUGGGGGACGGUCUCAGACCCUUGAGGGCAGCUGAAACAGGGGCCCAGGACGUCAGAGGAUGGGGGCAAGAGGGAAGCUAUGGCUUGGUGGUGCUGUCACCAGCAACGUGGAUUCCCGGGGUCACCCAGGCGAGGAAGUCCGCAGUGAGGCAGAGGGCUCCCCCAGCCGGUGCCGAGCCUGUGGCCACGCUGCCUCCGGUCUUCACAGAUGCUGGCCUCUAUGCCGGGCCCCAGGGGGCCCAAGGGAAAGAAACUGGACAUAGCACAAGGACCUGGACAGAAUCAGGAAUUACCAGGCAGAAAGGAAGGACAAAUGGUAACGACCGGAAGUUCAAGAAAAGGAUCCGAGGCAAAAGGCUGACUGAUGUGGCUGAAGAUACGAAUAAUGCCAUCAAAGGAGUGGACAAGAAGCAGAAACCAGGGGCUGUCCGAGAACGGAAGAGGCAGAGAGUCUGGUUUCAGAGGGUAGCGCCCAGGAAUGGGUGUCCACGGGAAGCUCCUGAUCGUCACCAAAGGAGACAGUGCCUGCCAGCUGGCAUCAGUAUGCACACAGUGGCUGUCACCCACAUGGAGAGGCAGUACAGGUUUGACUCGGAGGACAGGAAUGGCCUCACCAUUACUUGGAGACUGAAGAUACUUCCUGGACCCAAGGGGAAGAAUCAGAAGACUGAUGACAGUCAUAGCCCCCCAUCAGACUUCCCUCGGUCCCCCAGCUGCCUUCACCCUUCGCUCAUCUCUGAGAGAUACCUGAGGCCAUGCUGGGUCUUACUUCUUGUGAUGCCCCAUCGGAGGAAGAAAACCAAGAUGCGUGAAUCACACCCAAAGUUAAAUGAAACAUUUGAACCAGGAAGGCCCCUUGGUGUCUUCAGUUACUUCUAUGGAUGCUGGAAAGUCCUCCAAGAAGGAAGGGGCUUGAAUGCCUUCAGAAAGCUCCAGAACAUCUACCAUGAGUCACUGCCCUUGGAGGUAAGAAGAGUCAAGUCUUCUUUGGAGAGCGUCUUCUCUGCGGUCUGGAGGAAGACGGUCAAGACCUUGGCUCUGGGUGAGGAGGCAAGUGGAACAAAAGAUAAAAAAAUGGUUCAUUGCUGGAAGAAGGAGAGGCGUGUGCUCACACACAACACGGUGAGGUUUGGACCCAGGACCCUAGUGGGCGCCAGGAGGUCAAGAGAUGAGUUUCUAGGAGCAGCUCACAUCAGGAGGGUAAGUGAGAUACCUUUGGUCACAUUAAAGUCAAGCUCUUUGAACCUUUAUGUAUAACAACGGUUUUCAACCUGUGCAAUAGGGGAGUAAUCUUGCUCCCCUGGGGGCAUUCAGCAAUCUCGAGAGACAUUUUUGGUUGCCACAGCCUGGGGACAGGGGAGCAGUGCCAUUAGCGAGCAGAGACCAAGGCUGUUGU
Messenger RNA from Ailuropoda melanoleuca (giant panda), 1576 nucleotides. RefSeq lists its product as uncharacterized. Lineage: Eukaryota; Metazoa; Chordata; Mammalia; Carnivora; Ursidae. Bases 118 to 1437 code for a protein of 439 amino acids. The record is from RefSeq and is a predicted model, not a curated record. The transcript is spliced from 13 exons.